GUUUAUUCCAUGUGCGUACCAUGGGUUAACAACAGAAAGUGACGGGGAACUGGAGAGAGGUGCAGGGCGAGGGAGGGAGCAAGAGGAAGUGAAGGAGGUGUCAGCCCAGCCAGUAACCAGGCAGCUCUCUAUAAUGUGCUGGCACUCAGCGGUAACUGCAUCUCCGGCAGGAGGGUCCCUGUGGGUUUUGUAGACUCUCGGGAGAGUCUUAAAGCCGAGCAUUUGAAAUUUCAGCCCGGGCUUUGUCACACAUGGCGAAGGGGCGGGAACACAAACAACCUCAGCAACUAUAAAUCCGCUGCCGAUCCCGGUGGGGUCAAUAGAGGGAAAGUUUCUGCUCCGAGCAGAUCAUCUCCCAAGUCGUCGGAGGACGGAUCUAUACACCACCCACUUUGAGAGUGUGCACAAGACACACUUUAUUUUGCCGAUUAACACUUCGUUCCGAUUGCCGAGGCGGGCUGCAGCGCUGACCAUGCAUUUGGAAGUGGUGCUCCUGACUGUUUGCCUCUACGACGCCGUGAGCUCCUUCAAUUCCAACGCCAUCAAGACGGGCAGCGGAGCGGUUCAUCCGGCCAGUGUCACCCCCCAGGUCUCCGUCCACCACGGAGCCAAGAACCACGCCAUUGAACAAUUCCAGUUCUCCGUCUGCCUGGAUGACCAGGACUGCUCCGUCGACCAGUUUUGCUCCGGUUCCAGUCCCGGCGGGCAGCAUUGUCUGAACUGCCGACGGCGCCGUAAACGCUGUGCCCGAGAUGCAAUGUGUUGCCCUGGGACUCGAUGCAGCAACGGUAUGUGCAUUCCCAAUGACGGGGAACACAUCCACGGAGAGAUCGAGGAGACCAUAGUGGAGAGUUGGGGCGCCGACCAACAGCACGCUACUGUGGGCACACACCCACGGAGGACAACGCUCGCCGCCAGGUCUCACCCAGACAAAGGUCAAGAAGGCGACGUGUGCCUUCGAUCCUCCGACUGUGUCCAGGGCUUGUGCUGCGCUCGACAUUUCUGGUCCAAGAUCUGUAAGCCGGUGCUGAGGGAGGGACAGGUGUGCACCAAACACAAACGCAAAGGCUCGCACGGCCUGGAGAUAUUCCAGAGGUGCGACUGCGCCCAGGGUUUCUCGUGUCGGAUGCAGAGAGGAGGAGGUCCGGGUCCCGGCAAGAGCUCUAGGCUGCACACCUGUCAGUGACCCUCUACCUCCCAGCCCACCCCCGGUGAGGAAAGGACCUCUGGUGGGGGCAAGACUUCGGUUCGCGACCAGCCGCCAGCCACACUCCCUCUUGCAGGCUUCAGAGUGGAAGUACCUCGGCAUCUUUCAGAACUCGAAGUGCAUUAUUUUUUGUUCCCUUUUCAGGAACUAUGUAGACUGUAACGCUUGCAGUAAAUUACUGUGUUGUAAAAGAUUCAGUCUGGCACUUACGCUGUAAAUACUUGACUAACCAGUGUUGUCAAAAAAUGUUAAAAGGCCAUUCUCCCAGUUCAGUCAGUGUUGUAAAUUCUUCUAUAUUAUUGCUAACGAGUGUAUGUGGCAUAAAUUCUCUAUAUUUUAACCGAAAUAAAGAUG
This is a messenger RNA of Pristis pectinata (smalltooth sawfish), 1561 nucleotides long. RefSeq names its product dickkopf WNT signaling pathway inhibitor 1b (gene dkk1b). Bases 473 to 1186 code for a protein of 237 amino acids. Gene Ontology annotation, molecular function: receptor antagonist activity; co-receptor binding. Gene Ontology annotation, cellular component: extracellular region. The record is from RefSeq and is a predicted model, not a curated record. The transcript is spliced from 4 exons. Gene Ontology annotation, biological process: multicellular organism development; negative regulation of canonical Wnt signaling pathway. NCBI's taxonomy places the organism in Eukaryota, Metazoa, Chordata, Chondrichthyes, Rhinopristiformes, Pristidae.